Trichobilharzia szidati is the source of this 2503-nucleotide messenger RNA. NCBI's taxonomy places the organism in Eukaryota, Metazoa, Platyhelminthes, Trematoda, Strigeidida, Schistosomatidae. The record is from the annotation of a GenBank genome assembly.
GAGACGCUACAAGGUCAUUUUCGUCCAUGUUAGUCGGCCAUGUUGGAUUGCAGUUCUGUUGAUUACAGCUUGAUUCCACACCAUAUUUUCAGUACAAGUAUGGAAUUAUCAGCAUGGAUAUCGGUAGCUCAAAUUUUACAGGCCGACCAUAGAUAUCGGGUGUGCGCCGGCAGAGGAUUAAACCCCGGACCAUGUGCAUGGUCGGCAAGAGUCCUUACCACUGUGCCACCGACGCACAAAGAAAGGGAGGACCGUGAGGCCUCCCCACUGACAAAAACUACACGCCCGAUUAGGGUCUGUCGCGAGUUUCAACCCACCGAGGUGCAAUGGUGAGCCUCCACCCGGGGUCAGAGCAUUCUUGAUCACACUGAACCCGGCGUCAAGUUGACAUGAUAAGAAGGUAAGCACAGUAUCAGUGUGUCUAUUAUCAGUUAACAAACACCCGGUAUAUUGUGAGAGAAUCUAAAUUAAAUAAGGAUGAGCCACAUAUGAAGUAUGACUAUGCGGUGUAUGUAUGUACUUUUGGACACAAAAGGAAAUCCUUAGGUAAUCACAUCCGCCUUAGAGGGUAAGUAUCCUGUGAUUUUUAAUGUCUGACGGAGUAGAUCUAAAUACAGUGUUUGCCCAUCAAUGAUACGCAUCCGAUAUCAUCGCAAUGAAUUCAUUAUACCAUCUGUAUAUAUGAUUCAUAAUCACUAUUGCACUCGUGAUUAUUUAAUGAAGGAUGCUAGAGCACGCUAAUUAGGUGAGUCUGAACUCUCUAUAGAUGAGCCGAUGCUGUCUGUUUCAUCCGAACCUGGAAAGGUUAUUGAUUACGUUGCAGAACGAUUCAAAAAAAGGAUAACGUACAAUGAUCUACGAAAUAUAAGAGCUACUGUAGUUGAAGAUUGUGAUUUACGGUCAAUGGUUUUUUCCAGAUUACACCAAGCUGGGAAAUUGGUUAUAAUUCGGGAUGAAAACGAUGAAAGAAUAAGAAUAGCAUGUUUUAGUUCAAAUAGGCAAAUCGAAAUUUACCACAAAUUCCCUGAGGUCGUGGGUUUCGAUUCCACCUACAACACUAAUAGAGGAAACUAUAAACUGUUUCAAUUUGUUGUUACAGACUCUCAUGGAAAAGGUCUGCCGGUUAUGUUUGCAUGGAGUAGGCAAGAAAGGCUGGAUGAUUUAACGACGAUUCUGGAUAAAUUUAAAUGUGUAAUGGGUACGACUUCCAAUACAGAAACGUUUGUCAUGGAUUGCGCAAAAGCAUUGAGAGGUGUAGUUGAGACAACGCACCCACUUUGCAAUAUAAUAUUGUGUGCAUUCCAUGUUUCUCGUGCUAUGCGUAAAAAGGUAAGUUUUGUGAAUUUCAAAGAUUUUGUAGACAAAAAGUAGGCUUGUUAGGUAGUACCUGUCGAGUAUGAUUCGCGAGGAAUCAAUUCAUGGAUUCUACACAUACCUCGGUAUCAUACGGCAUCUGGAUCCCCGUUUUGCGAGGUAUGUACACAGACACUGGCUGCCUUUGAAGAAACUAUGGGCGGCAGCAUUCAACCGUAGUGUUUUGUCACUUGGCAAUAACACUAACAAUCGCGUUGAAAGUUUACACAGAUGGAUGAAACGAAAUUUGUCAAGAGGUAUUACGCUACAUAAAUGUAUGUGGGAGGUGUACCGAUGGAGUGACAGGAGGUUGCGGAGAAUUGAUGGCGAACGAGAUGUGAACAUAAGAGUUCUGGACAACAGGAUACCUAGUUUGCAACCCUUACUGUCGAAAUUAACAGAGUAUGCCGGAAAAAAGGUUGUUGCAGAUUUCAGAAGAGUAAGAAGGGCCCGCAUUGAAAACCGUAUUUCUCACAACGUAUUUUUCGUCGACGGAUUCACACACCCAAUAGUUGAUAUGGCAAGAGGUACAUGUACUUGCAGGGUGUUCACCACCUGCAAGUAUCCUUGUCGUCAUAUGGUAAUCGCUCAUCUGACUUAUCCCCAUUUUGAAGGUAAGUGAGACGCACAUUGAUCUUACAAUACAGUUGAUCGCGUUCUGAAGAAUUGUCGACGAUGGAUGCUUGCUAACAAAUCCACUACCCGUAUUAACUGCUGCACCGGUAACACGAAACAGUGACAUUGAAAACUAUCAAAAGUUGAAGCGGAGGUUUUGUAGAUUUCUUGACGAACGCGUAAAUGCAGGUUAUGUAGAAAAAGCAACUGCCUAUUUAUUGUCUUCGUAUAACCGGUUAAAGGAAGGAAAGGAGGAUGUAUGAGACAUCAGUGAGAACGUGGAAUGGCCCUCUUUAGGGCCACCAAAUACCGAUUUCAUUGACUUCAUCAGUUUCACUUUAAAUUAUGAAAUCGGAUAAGUAGGGUAGGAAGAAAUUAAUCCGCAAUCUCAGUAAUGAUUGUGAAGAUGGUUUCCGAGUAAUUGUGAAUAGUGAAUCUGUUGUGGAGAUAGGAUAUACAUUUUUUACCGAAAAAAUCAUCUGAAUGUCCUAUUUAACCUUAUAAUUCUAAGACAGUCUUCAGUUGGUUACUAAGG